AUGGAGGAGCCCGUCGUGCGACCCUCCGUGUUCGUGGUGGACGGACAGACAGACAUCCCAUUCACAAGGCUGGGGCGCAGGCGCCGGAGCCGGCCCUGCAGCGUGGCCCAGCUGGGCCUGGGCCUGCUGCUGCUGCUGCUGGUGGCCGGGCUGGCCGUCCAGGGCUGGUUCCUACUCCGGCUACACUGGCGCCUCGGGGAGAUGGUCACACCCCUGCUGGAUGGAGAUGCAGCCUGGAAACAGCUGACUCAAGAGCGGAGGUCCCACCAGGCCAGCCCAGCUGCACACCUCACAGGGGCCAACUCCAGCCUGACGGGCAGUGGGGGCCCGCUGCUCUGGGAGACAAAGCUGGGCUUGGCCUUCUUGCGAGGCCUCAACUACCGCGAGGGCUCCCUGGUGAUCGCCCGGGCCGGCUACUACUACAUCUACUCCAAGGUGCAGCUGGGAGGCGUGGGCUGCCCGCAGGGGCUGAGCAGCGGCCUGCCCAUCACUCACGGCCUCUACAAGCGCACACCCCGCUACCCCAAGGAGCUGGAGCUACUGGUCAGCCGGCGGUCGCCCUGUGGGAGAGCCACCAGCCCCCGCGUGUGGUGGGACAGCAGCUUCCUGGGGGGAGUGGUGCACCUGGACGCGGGCGAGGAGGUGCUGGUCCGUGUGCCCGACGAGCGCCUGGUCCGACUCCGCGAUGGCACCCACUCCUACUUUGGGGCUUUCAUGGUGUGA
Molecule: messenger RNA, 723 nt
Organism: Canis lupus familiaris (dog)
Lineage: Eukaryota; Metazoa; Chordata; Mammalia; Carnivora; Canidae
Gene: TNFSF14
Product: TNF superfamily member 14
Exons: 4
Coding region: 1-723 (240 amino acids)
Biological process (GO): immune response
Cellular component (GO): membrane
Molecular function (GO): tumor necrosis factor receptor binding
Source: RefSeq, marked provisional